CCAGAGAGAGAGAGAGAAUCUCCACCAAUGAGCAGCUUCCUGAAAGUCUCACCUGGCCGUUCCUCCCUCUCUUCUCCCCUCCCUGCCCAGGUGUCACUCCCAGCAGCAGCAGCCGCACCCGGACGCCCGCCUCCAUCAACGCCACUCCCGCCAACAUCAACCUCGCAGACCUGACCCGAGCCGUCAACACCUUGCCACAAAACAUGACCUCUCAGAUGUUCAGCGCCAUCGCUGCCGUGACGGGGCAGGGGCAGAACGCCAACGCCACCCCUGCGCAGUGGGCUUCCAGUCAGUACGGCUACGGGGGCAGCGGCGGGGGCAGCAGCGCCUAUCACGUGAGUGGGCGGAAGGGCUCCGGGCCCCACCCGCGUCCCCUGGCAGUGCCCCACCUCAGCUGGGCAGCAGGACAAGUGUUCGUUCCUAGAGACCGUCUGUGGGAACCCUCCGGUCACGGUUCUCUCAAAG
This is a messenger RNA of Pseudonaja textilis, 465 nucleotides long. NCBI's taxonomy places the organism in Eukaryota, Metazoa, Chordata, Lepidosauria, Squamata, Elapidae. The record is from RefSeq and is a predicted model, not a curated record.